UUGCCCUACACGCUCUGACAGACUUAUUCGCAAAACACUAAGCAGAUUUGACCAGCUCGACCUGGAAAAAAAUCUUGAACUCGAGAUAAGAUAGGGGCAAGAGCAUUGCACACUCAGUAAUAACAAUUACACAAACGCUGUUCGAGGGAGACAAUCAAGUCGAAGACUCGAAGACUCAAAAUGUUUCUCAUUAGUUGUUUUUCAAAAGCACUCUUGCUCCUAGCCGUCUGUCAAGACUUAGGAAUGUUCUUUGUCAAUGGCAAGUCGCGUCUUAAAGAAAGCAGAAUCCAGGCAGUGCGAGGCCAAAUACUCACAAAACUGGGACUGACAUCUCCUCCUGACGAAGGUGCAAGAGUACGGCCAAAAAGAGAGGAAUUAGAAGCAUUUAAGGCUGUCAGAAAUGAAGCUUUUCAACAUCAAAACGUAGACGAAAACUGCAUACGCAAUGACAAAAGUGCCAGCUACUUUGCUAAGAGUAUUGUAAGUCUUCAUUUGGUGCAGCGGACAGGGAAGACCAUACAGUAUGAAGAUCCAGCCAAAAAAAGAGUUCAUAUUGUCGACAUCAAUACUUUGACUUUUGAUGCAACUCAACUGGAUGGUGAACAUCACAUUGAAAAAGCAGAAAUGAGAAUAGACCCAAACUACUUCCCCACCAUUCAAGGAACAACAAUUAAAGCUUGUAUGGUAGACCGACUUUCUAGCAGCUCAAUCCAUAAUACAUGCUCCCAAGUCCUCGAUUCCAAGUUCAUAGAUUCACAAGCUGAUAUAAACCUCGACGUAACUGAUGCUGUUAAGAAAAGARUGAUGGCACCUAAAUCUAUGGCCUUUGUCAAAGUCAUUCARAUKGGAAUGGAACAGAAYGGUUAUGACAGCUCGAGUACCCUGUCAUGGGAACCCUAUGUGUUGGUUUGGUACAUACCUAUGAAUCGAUACACAAUCGAGAGGCGAAGGCGACACCGUCGUUCUCUCGACUUAGCAUUUUGCAACCAGAGACCGACGGAAAAGCGUUGUUGCCUGCGUUCGCUGUACAUCGAUUUCCAAAAAGAUCUCAAAUGGAACUGGAUACACGCUCCACUCGGGUUCCAUGCCAACUACUGCAAGGGAACUUGCCCAUUCUUAUGGGGCUCAAGUAAUCAGACSCAUCAUACAUCGAUCAUGGCCCUCUACAACUCCAUCAAUCCCAACGCACCUAGCGAGCCGUGCUGCGUGGCAAGUUCGUACAAACCGCUAGUGAUUCUUCACUAUGUAAAGGGUCAACCAAAAAUAGAACAGCUUAAUAACAUGGUUGUGACUUCUUGCACUUGUCUGUAAAAAAAGUUGUCAGAGCGAAACGGCGAGAGUUAAUGUAGGUAUUCAGUUUUUGAUUGAAAAUGAUCGCUUAUCUCCUGAAAACACUUGGAAGCCAAACAAACCACCAUCGCAAAUCUUUAUUUGAUGGAAACGACAUUAUUGGUGCCUCUCAUGAGUAAAUAUCGGCAUCAAUAAUCARUAACUGAAUUAAUAGAUAAUAACCCUUGUGGUCGCGUGCAUUCGCUCUUCGCUUUGACAACCUUUUAUGAAAUAGCUAUAUAUCUAUCUAUGUAGAGGGGAAAUGCGCUUUCAUUAAACAACUUCCCCCAGAAAAAA
Messenger RNA from Exaiptasia diaphana, 1626 nucleotides. Its product is annotated as transforming growth factor beta-2 proprotein. The record is from RefSeq and is a predicted model, not a curated record. Gene Ontology annotation, molecular function: type II transforming growth factor beta receptor binding; cytokine activity; type III transforming growth factor beta receptor binding. Lineage: Eukaryota; Metazoa; Cnidaria; Anthozoa; Actiniaria; Aiptasiidae. Gene Ontology annotation, biological process: SMAD protein signal transduction; BMP signaling pathway; transforming growth factor beta receptor signaling pathway. The transcript has 2 exons. Gene Ontology annotation, cellular component: extracellular region. The coding region runs from base 181 to 1311 and encodes 376 amino acids.